Anopheles cruzii is the source of this 1332-nucleotide messenger RNA. RefSeq names its product cytochrome P450 4d1-like. Gene Ontology annotation, molecular function: oxidoreductase activity, acting on paired donors, with incorporation or reduction of molecular oxygen; monooxygenase activity; iron ion binding. The transcript is spliced from 5 exons. NCBI's taxonomy places the organism in Eukaryota, Metazoa, Arthropoda, Insecta, Diptera, Culicidae. The record is from RefSeq and is a predicted model, not a curated record. The coding region runs from base 1 to 1332 and encodes 443 amino acids.
AUGAACGCACAGGCUGGCCGUCCGACACUCCGUUCCGGUAAGAAUCGGGUCGGAUCGAAGCGAUCAGCAUCCUCUCCCCAGAAGUCCUUACGGCGGUGCAUGGCGAAGAGACUCACAACGACCGGGGUACCGGCAGUUAUCGAACAAGGGGACUAUGGCCUCGUGUCUUCGCGCUAUGUCGACUGGAAGUUGUACCGCAAACUGUUGAACCCGGCCUUCAACCAGCGCAUACUGGUUAGCUUCAUAUCGAUCUUCAGCCGUUGCACCGGAACGAUGGUAAGUCGCAUGGCCAAGGAGGAAGAGCACGGCCGUCCGUUCGACAUCCUUCACUACACUGCACAGUGCACGCUGGAGAUGGUGUGCGCCAGCUCGCUGAAAAGUGACAUCACCGACGAUCCGCAGUCACGCGGGCUGUGUCAGGACAUUGAGAAAAUCGGCUCCAUCAUGGGCAGUCGCGUUUUCAACGUGAUGCUCUACAGUGACCUGCUGUUCGCGUUGACACCUCGCUACAGAGAAAUGCAGAAGCUUCGGCACAGAGUGGAACAAGUGGUUGAACCGAUUUUACACAAACGCCAGGAAGAACUGCGUCAACAGCGCUCGGAAAAGAAGCUUCUUGAUGAAGAGGAAAAUUACCGCAGGCCGAUGGUUUUCCUCGAUCAGUUGCUUAACAUGCAACGCAACGGGGAGGACCUUUCGAUGGCGGAAAUCGAAAGCCACAUCUACACCAUCAUUGGAGCGGGAAGCGAGACGACCGCGAACCAGGUUGCGUACGUUCUCCUCAUGUUGGCCAUGCAUCCCGAGCUGCAGGAACGAGUACACGAAGAAAUAGCACUGGUGUACGAUACCGAUUCUCAGGACAUCUCGUACGACACAAUUUCGAGGCAGCAAUAUCUGGAGCAGGUGAUCCAGGAAACGAUGCGACUGUUUCCGGUUGCUCCGUUGAUCGGUCGGGAAACCGUUGAGCCAAUGUCCCUCGGCGGGUGCGACGUUCCGGCCGGCGUGACGCUGCUCAUCAACAUUCUGAACGUGCACCGGCGGAAAGACCUGUGGGGCGAGCGGGCGGAUCUGUUCGAUCCGGAUCGGUUCGAGCCGGCGGCGUACGCGGCCCACAAGCGCCAUCCGUUCAGCUACUUUCCCUUCGGUGGUGGGCCCCGGAAUUGCAUCGGCUAUCGGUACGGCAUGUUUGCGAUGAAGAUUAUGGUCACGCAGGUUCUGCGGACGUACAAGCUCACCACCCCGUUAACCUUGAACGGCCGGUUGCGUCUGUCUUUUGCCGUAACGCUAAAGCUCGGUACCGGGCAUUUGGUCAACAUUAAGCGACGGCACGGCUGA